CCGGGCGGUUGGGUGGAGUGAGGGGGGAGGGACCCAACCCGCCGCCGGCGCCGCAGCUCUGCAUGUCGUUCUCCUGCCCCGCCGCCGGCCCUAACAGCAGCGGAAGAGGAGGAAGAGGAGGAAGCGCCGCCGCGGCGGUGGGUGUGGAGGGCUAGAAGAUGCCGCAGUCCAAAUCCCGGAAGAUCGCGAUCCUGGGCUACCGGUCUGUGGGGAAAUCCUCGUUGACGAUUCAGUUUGUUGAAGGCCAGUUUGUGGACUCCUACGAUCCAACCAUAGAAAACACAUUUACAAAACUGAUCACAGUAAAUGGACAAGAAUAUCACCUUCAGCUGGUAGACACAGCUGGGCAAGAUGAAUACUCCAUCUUUCCUCAGACGUACUCCAUAGACAUUAAUGGUUACAUUCUUGUGUACUCAGUUACAUCCAUCAAAAGCUUUGAAGUGAUCAAAAUUAUCCACGGCAAGUUAUUGGAUAUGGUGGGAAAAGUCCAAAUACCCAUCAUGUUGGUUGGAAAUAAGAAAGACUUACACAUGGAAAGGGUGAUCAGUUACGAAGAAGGGAAAGCCCUAGCAGAAUCCUGGAACGCAGCAUUUUUGGAAUCUUCUGCAAAAGAAAAUCAGACAGCUGUUGAUGUCUUCAGGAGGAUAAUUUUGGAGGCAGAAAAAAUCGACGGGUCAGCUUCACAAGGGAAGUCUUCAUGCUCAGUAAUGUAAUUCCACCGCAAAACCUGAGGACACUGGGAAUCUAUUCUAACUGAAGAAGCAAAUGACCCCAUUAUCCUUUAAGAUAAACUAUGCUUCUUUUCUUCUGUUAACCUGAAAAAGAUCAGUUUGGGUCAGAGCCCCCCUCUUUUUUUUUGUUGUUUCUUCCUUCCCUCCCCCUUCAGAUUAUGUUAAACUCUGACUUCUGUCCAAAUGGCUUCACUUCCAUUUUCAAAUUUUAAGCAAUCAUAUUUUCAAUUUAUAUAUUGUAUUUCUUAAUAUUAUGACCAAUAAUUUUACUGGCAUUAAUUUUUCAGUGUAGUUGGUUAAAAUAAUGUAAUCAUCCAAAUGAGACAUAUUGUUACACUACUCUUAACUAGGCUUGAAUAUCAGUGUUUCUUUCAUUGUGUUAAAUGUAUACUUGUAAAUAAAAUAGCUGCAAACCUUA
Messenger RNA from Tachyglossus aculeatus (Australian echidna), 1149 nucleotides. RefSeq names its product Ras homolog, mTORC1 binding (gene RHEB). Gene Ontology annotation, biological process: small GTPase-mediated signal transduction. Gene Ontology annotation, cellular component: plasma membrane. NCBI's taxonomy places the organism in Eukaryota, Metazoa, Chordata, Mammalia, Monotremata, Tachyglossidae. The transcript is spliced from 8 exons. The record is from RefSeq and is a predicted model, not a curated record. Gene Ontology annotation, molecular function: GTPase activity; GDP binding; GTP binding. Bases 159 to 713 code for a protein of 184 amino acids.